Molecule: messenger RNA, 2220 nt
Organism: Penicillium salamii
Lineage: Eukaryota; Fungi; Ascomycota; Eurotiomycetes; Eurotiales; Aspergillaceae
Source: the annotation of a GenBank genome assembly
AUGGCCAAUUCUAAUAUUCCGGACUACCAAACUCUCUAUCUGCAGGCGGAAGAGGGACGGAGGCGGGCAGAAGAGCGCGAGCAAAAGGAAGCAGAAGGGAGGCGACAGGCAGAAGAGCGCGAGCAAAAGGAAGCAGAAGGGAGGCGACAGGCAGAAGAGCGCACCCGACAGACCACCUUUACCGAGCUCAUUCAGCACUGCCAUGUCCUUCUCUCCCGAUCAUUGAGAGUUGAUUCACCAUCUCGCUCAACAACUGGAAAAAUACCUCUCCCCAAAGGAAAAUACUGCCCGGCUCGAUUGGAACACUGGACCGACUGUCCAAAACAGCUCUCGGAAGUCUACAAGUCCGUGUGCCAACAUCUUUGCCCGGAGCGGGAACCGCCGGCUCGCCUAUUUUCGUCUCUAGCUGAGAUAGAAGGGCUUGGCCGUCGAUUUGCUCGCAGCCCAUUGAGCAGCGAGCAACAACUUGAGGCCUACGAGCGAUUUGGCGUUGAAGAACAUGUUCAUGAUAUUAUAGCCGAGCUUUGCAAACUGCCAGCCGCUCGUGAGGAGUUCCAGCUUGGAGACGGAAUCCAGUUCAGCAAUCAUAAGAAUUUCCUGAACGAAGAUGAAGCCGCGGAGGUUGAAGCAAACGAGCUUCCCAGUACAAGUCAACCGCGGCCUGACCAGUUCUGCAUCAACCGCGUCGACGGUGCCUCGACCACCAUUCUGACGACUGUCGAGUACAAGCCACCUCACAAGCUGUCUUCUGCAAUCAUACGCAUGGGACUUCGACCAAUGGACCUCUGGAAGGAUAUUGUCCGAGCCAAUAAGACAUCAACCGACCAGGAAGAAAAGGUGAGACACAAGGCGGAACGACUCGUCUGCUCCGCCAUUUCUCAGGAAUACCAUGUGAUGAUUGAAGAAGGACUUGAAUAUUCAUAUCUGACAAAUGGGCUUACCCGCGUUCUGCUCCGUGUUCCGCUCGACCGGCCCAGCACGCUCUACUACUUUCUCUGUGAUCCUCACAGCGAAAUGACUCCAGAAAGUGAUAUGGCUUCCCUCCUAUGGAGAUCUUCUGUUGCGAGGGCACUGUGUCUUUGUUUGAUGGCGUUUCGUUCAUUUCCCCGAGGGCAAGAAUGGAGAAAUCGAGCGUACCCAUUUCUUCACAAAUGGGAAACAAGCUUCGACCGCACGCGCUCACAAAUCCCAGGACAAGAGUUGCAGCAAAUUCCUCACUCCGAUAGCACCAACCCCGAAUUUCCGAGUCCAGAUACUGGCUCAUCCUAUUCACCGCCAUCGUCAUCUCCGUUACCAGCGCCCUCAGAGAGCCGUCGAAUUCCUACGCGAUCUCAAACGAGCUGUGCGCCUUCGGAGGUUCGACCGCGGUCGAAGUCACCUGGAUCUUCCGGCUCCGACACCAAUCAAGCAGCCGGCCAUAAGCGGAGGAUCAGUCAGGUCACGUCUUCACCGUCCGCUCGGCGAUCAGGCCGUCAGCAUAGGGCAGGGCAGGGCCAAGACGAUUAUUCCCAGCGCCGCGCCGCGCAAUUCUGCACUCAGCGGUGCUUGCUUGGCUUGCGGACCAAAAAUUAUUUGGAUGAGCUGUGUCCAAACGUGGAUCAUCAUCGCCGAGGCCAGGCCGAUCCGACUCAGCAUCCAAUAUCGGCCGAGGACUUGAUGCUCUCAUUGAAGAACCAGCUGGACGAAGACAUGGACCGUUGCAUAUCUUUUGGUGAUUGCGGCUCAUACGGCGCUCCAUUUAAACUGACAUGCAUGAAAUACGGCUACACGGUUAUCGGGAAAGGCACCACUGCGGGGUUGUGGAAAGAAGUUUCCCGCGAAGCGGAGGUGUAUCGAGUGCUCCACCAGGCCCAAGGAUCUGCUGUGCCAGUUUUCUUGGGUACCAUUGACUUGGCAAAAAUAUAUUUUCUUCAUGGCGCACGAAUUCGCCACAUGCUCGUCAUGGGUUGGGGGGGUGAGUGUACUACGACGAUGGAGCUGACGCAACAGCUUUGCCGCGAGAUUCACAAGUCGAACAAGGAGAUCAAAUCUCUCGGGAUAAUACAUGACGACCUGAGGCAAGAAAAUGUUCUUUGGAAUGAAGAGCUCCGGCGUGCUUUGAUCAUCGACUUUCACCGUUCUACUCUGAGAUGCCGACCGUCGAAGCCGCGACGGGGUGCCGCAAAACGACGACCGCGUCAAGUGGGGACAAGAGAUGCAAAACGUCUUCGUGUGUCAUGA